Messenger RNA from Oncorhynchus masou masou (cherry salmon), 11700 nucleotides. Its product is annotated as tenascin-R-like. Gene Ontology annotation, molecular function: protein binding. The record is from RefSeq and is a predicted model, not a curated record. Bases 1 to 4329 code for a protein of 1442 amino acids. Lineage: Eukaryota; Metazoa; Chordata; Actinopteri; Salmoniformes; Salmonidae. The transcript has 22 exons.
AUGACCGGCAGUACCACAUUCCAGGAAACUCUGGGUCUCAAGUCUGCGUAUGCGAUCGGCUGGAGGCAGCCUAGCCCUGCUGAGCUGCCUAGCCCUGCUGAGCUGAAUCGGCAGUCUCCGGAGGCUCUUGAAGGGACUCGAUUAAGCACGGAUCCUUUCGGGGACUUCCAGAGUUUAUUAGCUGCAAGGUACGAGGCUCUAACACCGUGGUGGUUCACCAUGAGCCCUGUACGAGGCUGGCUGCUGGGCCAGGUUCUACUCCUUCUGGGGACCCAGGCUGCUCUAUCCCCGUCCGGCGAGCAGGGGAAGCUGGUCCGGACCAUCAGGGUCAGACGACAGGCACCUUCAGAUGGCCCCACCAGCCAAUCUAACAACCAGACCAUCAAGGACCAGCCAAUGGUCUUCAACCAUGUGUACAACAUCAACGUGCCCCUAGAGUCUCUGUGCUCAGUGGAUCUGGACUCAGCAGUGCCUCUACCUAGCCAGGCCACCAGAGGGGCUGUGUCCAGUGAGGGUGGGGAGGGCGCCACGGAGUUCACAGAGCAGACAGUGGAUGCAGACAGCCAGGUCAUCUUCACCCACCGCAUCAACAUCCCCAAACAGGCCUGCGCCUGUCCUACAGCCAACAUCGUGCAGCAGCUGGCCAUCCGCAUCGAGAUGCUGGAGAGAGAGGUGUUGCUGCUGAGAGCACAGUGCAGCUCUGGUAACUGUGGCUGUGGAGAGAGUUCAGCCAUGGGUCACCUGGACUUUAUUCCCCAGUGCAGUGGCCAUGGCAGCUUCAAAAUGGACCUGUGUGGCUGUGUGUGUGAGGACGGCUGGACGGGCAAGAACUGCUCUGAGCCGCGCUGCCCAGACAACUGCUCCGGACAGGGAGUGUGUAUGGAGGGUGAGUGUGUGUGUGACCGUGACUUCGGGGGGGACAACUGCUCAGAGCCCCGCUGCCCGGCGGACUGCUCCGGUCGAGGGCUGUGCAUGGAUGGGGAGUGUAUCUGUGAGGAGAACUUCACUGGAGAGGACUGUACACUGGGUCGCUGCCUCAAUGACUGUUCUGACCAGGGCCUGUGCACCAACGGAACCUGCCAGUGUCGCCCGGGAUACGUAGGAGAAGACUGCUCCUUGGCCUACUGCGCCAACAACUGUAGUCAGAAGGGCAUUUGUAAAGAAGGCUUCUGUGUCUGCCAAGAUGGCUUCGCUGGAGAAGACUGCUCUGCAGUGGCUCCGGCUCUGAACCUGCGCAUGCGGGGAGUGACGGAGCAUACCAUUGACCUGGAGUGGGAGGGGUCAGUGUUGAUGACGGACUACCUGGUCACCUACGUGGCCACCAGCCCAGGUGGGUUCCAGCUGGAGAUCAGGAUCCCUGGGAACACCACCACCUGCAGUAUCCCAGACCUGGAGCCUGGCAUCGAGUACAACAUCAACGUCUACGCUGUGCUCAACAACGUCAUCAGUGCCCCUACCAACACUCAGGUGUCAACCUAUCUCUCAAAUCCAGACGGUUUACUCUUCAAAUCCAUCACAGAGACGUCAGUGGAGGUGCAGUGGCAACCUUUCUACUACUCCUUUGAUGGCUGGGAAAUAAGCUUCAUUCCCAAGGACAAUGAUGGAGGGAUGACAGCCCAGCUUCCCAGCACCAUCACUUCGUUCCACCAGACAGGGCUGAGGCCAGGGGAGGAGUACACCGUCAACCUGGUAGCUCUGAGGGACCAAGGCCGCAGUCAGCCUGUAUCCGCCACCGUCACCACAUUGAUUGAUGGGCCGACAAAGCUAAUAGUGCGUGAUGUCUCGGACUCGGUGGCCUUCGUGGAGUGGACCAAUCCCAAGGCCAAGAUGGACCAGAUAGUGCUGCGUUAUGGCCUGGUAGGAGGGGACAGUCCCAAGACCACUUUCCGUCUGCAGCCCACCCUCAGCCAGUACUCCCUGCAGAUGCUGAGGCCAGGCUCUCGCUAUGAGGUGUCCAUCAGUGGUGUUCGCAAGGGCAAUGAGAGUGGAACCAUCUCCACAGAAUUCAGCACCGUUCUGGUGUUCCUCUCAGAGAUCGACGCGCCCAAGAACUUGCGAGUGCUGUCCAAGUUCUCCACCACCCUGGAGCUGGAGUGGGACAACAGCGAGGCGGAGGUAGAGGGGUACCAGGUGGUCUACAGCACCCUAGCAGGGGACCAAUACGAAAAAGUCAUUGUCCCACUCAACGAUGGACCCACCAGCAAGACCACACUCACAAACUUGUUGCCAGGUACAGAGUAUGGCAUUGGCAUAUCGGCUAUGCUUGGCACCAACCAGAGUUUUCCUGCCACAAUGAACGCCAGAACUGGUCUAGAUGUCCCCAUGGACCUCACUGUGACAGCGUCCACAGACAACACCAUCACCCUGCUGUGGAGGAUGGUCCAGGGGCCUAUCGACCACUACAUGGUCACCUACACCUCCUCAUCUGGCCUGACCACGGAGGUGACCAUCCCCAAGGACGUGACCACCACCACACUCAAUGACCUGGAGCCAGGCACAGAAUACACCAUCACUGUAGCUGCCCAGAGGGGAAGGCAGCAGAGCACUGCAGCCACCAUCGAUGGCUUCACAGGCUUCCGCCCCAUCAUAGCACUCUACUUGUCUGAUGUCACAUGGGACUCGGUGACGGUGGCAUGGAGUGCCCCUGCCCCACCCGCAGACCUCUACAUCCUCACCUAUAGCUCUGAGGACGGCACUGACACGUCCAAGGUUACCCUGGAUGGAUCCAAGACCCGGUCCUCUCUCAAGGGACUCCUGCCCUCCACAGAGUACACCGUCAGCCUUAUCACCAUACAUGGAGAGGUGAAGUCUGAGACUGUCACAGCCACGCUCACCACAGGAAUGGAUCCACCUAAAGAGAUGACUGUGUCAUAUGCCACUGAAGACUCCGUCAUCAUAUCAUGGUUGAGACCAUUUGCUCCCUUCGACUACUACAAGAUGUCCUAUCAAUCAGCAAGAGGGACAGUGGACAGCGUGGUAAUUGACAAUGACGUCACUAACUACACCCUGUCCAGCCUCCACCCAGCAACAGAGUAUGAGAUCAACCUGAACGUUGUGCGAGGCAGCCAGGAGAGCAAGUCCAUCGCCACCACUGUCUUCACAGCGAUGGACAUGCCAAUGGAACUAACAGCCCUCAACAUUACCCCACAAGGAGCUUUACUCCGGUGGAACCCUCCUCUGUCCAGCGUUGACAACUACGUGUUCACCCUCACCUGCUACCAGGUGACAGCUAAUACCUUCCUGGUGGAAGGUGUGAAACAGGAGCACCAGCUUAGUAAACUCAAGCCCAGCACCACUUACUCUGUAGCCCUCUACGCCACCAAGGGACCCUUGACCAGUGGAACUGUCAUCGCCAACUUUGAAACACCCAUGGACGCUCCUCUGAACCUGACGGCUAGCGAGGUGAACCACCGCAGUGCCCUCAUCUCCUGGCAACCGCCCAUCGCAGACAUCGACAACUACAUGCUCACAUACAAGUCAGUGGACGGCAACAGAAAGGAGCUGAUCCUGGAUGCCGAGGACACUUGGAUCCGUCUGGAGGGGCUGGCAGAAACCACAGAAUACACUGUGAGGUUGCAGGCUGCCAGGGGAUUAGAGACCAGCGGAAUCGUCUCUACGGCCUUCACAACAGGAAAUCGUCUGUUUGCCACCCCACAGAACUGUGCCCAGCAUCUGUUGAACGGGGAGUCCCUCAAUGGCGUCUACACCAUCUACAUCAACAGAGACGCUAAUCAGGGAGUGCAGGUCUACUGUGAUAUGACCACAGAUGAAGGAGGCUGGAUCGUGUUCCAACGUCGUCAGAACGGCCUGACAGACUUCUCCAGGAAGUGGAGUGACUACAGGGUCGGCUUUGGAAACCUGGAGGAUGAAUUCUGGCUCGGUUUGGACAACAUACAGAAGCUCUCAGCUCAAGGUCGCUAUGAGCUCCGGAUCGACAUGAAGGAUGGCCAGGAGUCUGUCUACGCCAGCUAUGACAAGUUCGCCAUUGGAGACGUCAGGAAUCUGUACAAACUCAGGAUAGGAGAGUACAAUGGCACAGCUGGGGACUCGCUGAGCUAUCACCAAGGCCGCCCCUUCUCCACCAAGGACAGAGACAAUGACAUCGCCGUGACCAACUGUGCUCUGUCCUACAAAGGAGCCUGGUGGUACAAAAAUUGCCAUCGGGCCAACCUGAACGGGAAAUACGGCGAGUCGAGACACAGUCAGGGUAUCAACUGGUACCACUGGAAGGGCCAUGAGUUCUCUGUCCCCUUUGUGGAGAUGAAAAUGAGGCCGUUCAACUACCGCAGCAUCAGUGGCAAGCGAAGGAGGUCCACUCCUCCAGAGUAAACCUCUACACCUUACCCCUCAACCCCAAUCCAGCUUGCUGUUCCUACUUUUACAUAAGGCUGAAAGACAAAAGGAGGAGCUAUGCAAUUUAUACAAAAUUUGAAUGACAAUGGUUCUGUUAGCUAGCCUAGAUAUCCAGACUGAACUCAGCUCUAUUUCAUGUUUGUUUCACAAUCCAUUCAGUCUGGAUUUUAAGGCUAUCUAUUUGCUAAAAUAGGGAGGUAAACCAUAAGGUUUUUGUGUUUAGUUAUUUGCCCUGUCCUGGAAGAUGAAGAGAUGAACUCAGAGUAGCUGUCAUGAUCUUCUCUCUAUCUAUACAAUAUAAGUACAUGAGAGCUGGGAUUAUUUUUCCCAUUAAAAAAAUAAAGUAAUUUUAACAAAAUUCUAUAUGCCCGUAAACAAGUAAGAUAUCUCUAUUUUUAUAACUGAUAUUGUAACAAAGUUAAUGUAUUACAUGAUAUAAUUUGAUGCCUUGUUAUUGAUAUUUUUAUUGAAAUAGCAACCCUCCAUGAGCUUCAUAGUCAAAUGCCUGCAUGGAGAAAUUCAUUGGACAUUGACAAAACAUUGGCACUCAUAAUGAGCCAAUCAGCAUUAGCAAUCACCAAGCUACACACCAGCCUGUAGCAGUGGAUUCAACACCAGCUAUUGAUUUAUUUAUUUAUUUAUUAAUCCACACCCUUGUUGGAAUGGAAGAAACAGGAUCAUCAAACAAUAGCUGCUCAACUUGAAAUGUAUAGGCCUCGACUCCAGUGCCCAUUUAGUAGGAAAAUAACAGUGAGCAAGUUAUUUGCGCUGAGGUAAUACAUAGUAUGACCAUUGUCAUUCAAUACUUGUCUUUACACUGCCCUGCGUAACUCAAAUAUAUAACAUUGUUGACCAAUAUUCACAUACGGUAUUCUCCAUGAGGAGAUUCCAACUCCACAAACAAACAUAAAGCUGUGUGAAGAUCCUGUUGAGGAAUUAGCACUCUCAAAUGUUUCCCCGCUAUGUUACUUGCAUUGAUGGUGCUAAUAGUUCUGACAUGAAACCAAAGAUUUGCUGAAGAGAAAAUGCGCUGGCGACAGAGCUCUCUUUCUUUGUAGCCUCAUCAUCACCUUAGCAGAUGUUUUUGUGAUCCUCGGUUUUAGGCCCAGCAACAAUUCUCAUGGUUACUUUGUGAACAUUAGUUCUUUGUCAGUAUUUUAGUGACUGAUUUGAAAUUGAUAAGCUCAUUUACUGUAUGUUGGUGUUCGAUAGUCGUCCUGUACGUUAUACAAUCCUCCUGUCUCACCCGUAUUUAAUGUUUAACUAUGUUAUGCCACCAGUGCAAGUAACACUUGGCCUGCUGUAGAGAACCCCUCAUGUCCUCGGUGUACAUUUGAUGGAUACACUAUAAUCCUACUUAUCCAAUACUUUUCAUCAAAUCGUUUAACGGUAUUGUUCUCCUUAGUUGUUUUUAUUGACUAAUUGACAAAUAUUUCCAUUCAGAUAUGGCUUAAGUACCCUCACCCAAUCUCUACAAACUGUAACAACCACACAGUGGGUCAUAAUCAUUUUGUACAUUUUAUGUCGUUCAUUGUCCUUUAGACUUGAUGACUUGAAACAAUGGUGGUUGUCCAUCCUAUAGACUACUGGUACUAAUAUAUCCAUUUAAGAAUUAGGAGGAGGAGACAUUUCAGUAUUUACUUUUGUAGAUGCAGAGUAAUAUAGAAGCAUUAAGAAACGCUGAUACUACUUCCCCUAUUGUUCUAACCAUAGUUGUUAACACAGACUUGCUUUGAAAAGGGGUGAGCCUACUGCAUGCUAUCAAUCAUGAUCAACACCUCCAUGAUAACAACAAAUGUGUCACCAGAAUCUGCAUCGUUGGGAAGGGCUCUUAAGCAAGCAUUUCACGGUAAAUUCCAUACCCUUUGUAUUCAGCGCAUGUGACAAAUAAAAUGUGAUUUGAUUUUGAUUUACUUUUGAAUUUAAAUGUUAGAAAUUCUCCUCUGAAUUCUGCUUGUCAGGUGACUGUUUCAGAUCUGUUAAUGCAAUGCAUCUCCCAGAGCAAGACAGUGUUUUCUUUUUUACUAGAAUAGGAUGUGUACUUAUUUAUUAACUACUUAGACUAACUUUGCUUCAUGGCACUUUGUGCAAGGAAUGAGUGGUGAAGCUCUGUAGAUAACAGAUGGAAUGUAUGUAACAUAAGAGAUAUCACUUUUGUCAAACGCUGGUGUGGCCCGAAUUGUAAUCCAAAUGCUUACUGACUCCUGCUCUGUUUCACAGAAAUCUGAAAUUAAUGAAUUGUCAAUCAAUCAAUCAGAAUGACACAGUCUUAUUUUGCAAAGCCUCACGUUUGGUCAAGUGAAGUGUUCUGAUUAUUCAGAAGAUUAUCCAGAAGUUGAUGCAGGCCUAUUCCAAGCUGUAGGACAGGUAUACUGUAAUUCUUAUUUAUGUUAUGAUUCCUUUCAGUAACUUAACCUUUUCCUUCACACCUCUGGUUUAGCAGGGCUGUGUGCAAUGUGCACACACAUUAAGCUCGUUGUCACUAUUUAAACCCCCAGAAUCUCUUCCAAGAAUUCAACUUGAGGUCUGAGCUGGAAAAGUAUUUAAAAUGCAGUGAUUAAAUACCCUUACCUGUUUUGAUAUGGUUUCAGGGGAGCCUAAAGAGAGAAUAUCUACAAAGAACUAGAAUUCUGAUUGGAAGGUAUUAGAGUAUUAAGAUACUGUUAUCUUGUGUUUGGCUUAUGAUGUAAAAGCACAUCUAACUAUUGAAGGGAACCUCAAGUGCAAAUGCAUGUAAUCAAUGUUGGCUGAGAAAAUGCUGAGUGCUAAAGAUUAUAAACAGAUUGAGGGAUACCGAGGAGGAAAAAAAUGCUCACUAAAAAUGUAUUGUCUGUAAGAAAGGUAAUAGAAUCUCAAUAUGCUGAAUAUAAAGUUGUUUAAUCAUGCCUUUACACUCCAGGACAACACUUUGCACAUGCACUAAAUUGUCAAAAGUAUGUGGACACCCCUUCAAAUGAGUGGAUUCAGCUACUUCAGCCACUCCCAUUGCUGACCGGUGUAUACAAUCGAGCACACAGCCAUGCAAUCUCCAUAGACAAACAUUGGCUGUACAAUGUCCCGUACUGAAGCUCUCAGUGACUUUCAACUUGGCACCAACAAGUCAGUUUGUCAAAUCUCUGCCUUGCUACAGCUGCCCUGGUCAACUGUCAGUGCUGUUAUUGUGAAGUGGAAACGUCUAGGAGCAGUAACGGCUCAGCUGCAAAGUGGUAGGCCAUACAAGCUUACAGAACAGAACCGCCGAGUGCUGAAGCGCAUAGCGUGAAAAAAUUGUUCAACCUUCCAAAUUGUUCAACCUUCCAAACUGCCUCCGGAAGCGAUGUCAGCACAGCUUCAGCACAACUUCAUGAAAUGGGUUUCCGUGGCCGAGCAGCCGCACACAAGCCUAAGAUCACCAUGCGUAAUGCCAAGUGUUGGCUGGAGUGGUGUACAGUUUGCCACCAUUGGACUCUGGAUCAGUGGAAACGUGUUCUAUGGAGUGAUAAAUUAGGCUUCACCAUCUGGUAGUCCGACGGACAAUGCUGGGUUUGGCAGAUGCCAUGAGAAUGCUCCCUGUCUGACUGCAUAGAGACAACUGUAAAGUUUGGUGGAGGAGGAAUAACGAUCUGGGGCUGUUUUUCAUGGUUCAGGCAAGGCCCUUUAGUUCCAGUAAAGGGAAAUCUUAACGCCACAGCAUGCAAUGACAUUCUAGACAAUUCUGUGCUCUGAACUUUGUGGCAACAGUUUGGGGAAGGCUCUUUCCUGUUUCAGCAUGAUUUCAGGUCCAUACUGAAAUGGUUUGUCGAGAUUGUUGUGGAAGAACUUGACUGGAACUGCACAGAGCCCUGACCUUAAACCUUCGGGAUUAAUUUGAACGCAGACUGCAAAUAAGGCCUAAUCGACCAACAUCAGUGCCCGACUUCUGUAAUGCUGUUGUGGCUGAAUGGAAGCAAGUCCCUGCAGACAUCUCACGGAAAGCCUUCACAGAAGAAUGAAGGCUGUUAUAGCAGCAAAGGGGGACCAACUUCAUAUUAAUGCCCAUGAUUUUGAAACGAUAUGUUUGACAAGCAAGUGUCCAUAUACUUUUGGCCAUGUAGUGUACGUAACAGGAGUAUUUGUGAUGCUGGAACUAAUUCCAUAAACUGUGGAAACUGAACCGUGUAAAUAAAGUAAACCUCUACCAGGCAUUGUCAGACCUCUACUGGACAGCAACUGUGAAGCAGAAUAAUAGACAGUACCAUUCAAAAGUUUGGACACACCUACUCAUUCCAGGGUUUUCUUUAUUUAUCCUAUUUUUUACAUUAUAGGAUAAUAGUGAAGACAUCAAAACUAUUUUAAAAACACAUACGGAAUCAUGGAGUAACCAACUUUUUGGGGAGAUACUUCAAAGUAGCCACCCUGAGCAUGGAUUACACCUUUGCACACUCUUGGCAUUCUCUCAACCAGCUUCACCUGGAAUGCUUUACCAACAGUCUUGAAGGAGUUUCCACGUAUAAUGAGCACUUAUUUGCUGCUUUCCCUCACUUUGUGGCCCAACUCAUCCCAAACCAUCUCAAUUGGGUAGAGGUCAGGUGAUUAUGGAGGCCAGGUCAUUUGAUGCAGCACUCCAUCCUUCUUGGUCAAGUUGCCCUUAAACAGCAUGGAGGUGUGAUGGGUCAUUGUCCUGUUGAAAAACAAAUGAUAGUCACACUAAGUGCAAACCAGAUGAGAUGGUGUAUCACUGCAGAAUGCUGUGUUAGACAUGCUGGUUAUGUGUGCCUUGAAUUCAAAAUAAAUCACUGACAGUGUCUCCAGCAAAGCACCCCCACACCAUCACACCUCACCCUCCAUGCUUCAUGGUGGGAACCAUACAUGCAGAGAUCAUCCGUUCACCUACUCUGGGUCUCACAAAGACAUGACGGUUGGGACUAAAAAUCAGACUACAGGACAGAUUUCCAGUUCCUGCAAUGAUAUUGACUUCGUCUAUUACCAAUUAGGGCUAUCUUCUGUAUACCACCCCUACCUUGCCACAACACAACUGAUUGACUCAAACGCAUUUCAGAAGGAAAGAAAAUCCACAAAUUAACUUUUAACAAGGCACACCUUUUCAUUGAAAUGCUUUCCAGGCAACUACUUCAUGAUACUGGUUGAGAGAAUGCCAAGCGUGUGCAAAGCUGUCAUCAAGGCAAAGAGUGGCUAGUUUGAAGAAUAUAAAUAUAAAAUAUAUUUUGAUUUGUUUAACACCUUUUUUGGUUAUUUAAUGAUUCCCAUAUGUGUUAUUUCAUAGUUUUGCUGUCUUCAAUAUUAUCUUACAAUGUAGAAAAUAGUAAAAAUAAACAAAAACCCUUGAAUGAGUAGGUGAGUCCAAACUUUUGACUGGAACUGUAUAGAUGUUUUUAUUUUAUUUAACUAGGCAAGUCAGUUAAGAACUAACUCUUAUUUUGGCCUAACCCAGUUAAGGUUAGGGUUUGGCCUAACCCGGAGGACGCUGAGCAAAUUGUGCGCCACCCUAUGGGACUCUCAAUCACAGCUGGUUGUGAUACAGCCCAGGAUCAAACCAGGGUUUGUAGUGACACCUCUAGCACUGAAAUGCAGUGCCUUAGUCCGCUGCGCCACUUGGGAAGAAUGUGGUUAAUUCUUACAUGUUUGGGGAAAAAAAAUGUAUUUCCCCUUAGGGCCAACUCGAUCUGUCCUACUAUUGCUCCAAUGCCAUCACUUUCAUCAUAAAGGAGAAGGAAUAGUCUAACACACACCGUUGUGAUUCCAUUUCUAUGGUUCUGAUAAUAGGACUGCACAUAAUCAACCUCACAGAAAAGACUCAUGCUUUAGUCACAGUUUAUCACAGAGCCUAUGUAAAUUAAAUGACGGACAAUUGCAUGGCAGUAUAAAACAUCAUGCAGAUUAUGGGUGAAUUAUCUCAUCACUUCAGGAUGAUUAUAUCACUGACAGAAGAAGGAGCUAGAUUCAACUGAAGCAUUGGUUUAGAAUUUCCACUCACCAUCAAAUACAAUGAUAAGGUCCAGUGGCGGGAAGUGGGAGAAAAUUGAGCAAGAAGAAACCUGGCCGACAUUCUGCUAAUUAUCAUUGCUCUCAAUACAGUUUUCUGCUCACAAAACUAGAAUCUGUUACGAACAGAGUACAAAUAAUGUGUUGGUAGUAGGAGUACAAGGGCGAAUUGAGUUAUUGCACACACGUACUUCACAGAGAAGCAAAUACAUGCUAAAAAGCACCAGUAGGAUCUCACUAGCUCGAGCUUGGCUCUGCCCACGUCCUUGCUUGUUCUGCCACAGUGGUUAAUUUGCUACUAUUGGAAACAACGCCAAUUAGAUACCUUGGUUUGUUUACACGUGUCUUUGAUUAUAUUGCCCUAGAAUCAUUAGUGCUUAGUGCUUAGAAAUAUAGAUUUGACCUUUUUUGAUAUGCUGUAGGAAUAACAUUGCUGUUACUCUGUUAGUAGGCAUUCUAAAUUAAUGUUGUUGCCCUCUCUACCCAGGAGCUGAUGUAGGAGGAUCAGGACAAUAGUCAGAUUGGACCUGUAUCCCAAAUGGCACCCUAUUCCCUGACCAGGGUCAAAAGUAGUGCACUAUAUACAGAAUAGUGUCCCAUUUGGGAUGCAGUUAGGGUUUUGAAUGUGGCCUGAGGCCAAGUUAGCAUCUCGACCUUAAAGGAUUUAUGAGCGGUGACUUGUAUGAGAAGCUGCUCUUCUAUUUGAAUAGAUGAGAUACUGUGAAGCGUCUUUCUCUGUUUUAUCUUAACACACACAGCAGAUCUUUGUAUUUAUAUCUGAGAGAGGUCUGAAGAUUUUUCUGUCAAAGGAUGGGAGUGAAAUUAAGACUGCAGUUUUCUAACAAUGUCGAGGGCAGACUUUACUCUAUUAUUCAUUUGCAUAACAGAUGGUAGCAGCUCAUCUAGUGCUUCAGAAUGUUCCAUAUUUCCCCAUUACUUAAACCAAUCACAGCUUCACAAUUUACUGGAACAACAACUCUCACUGGCUCACAACUCAAACCCACAAUCUGUUCCUCUGUUGUGUGAUUUAAUCAGGCUUAGAGUAAGUGUGUGGAAUAUUUUCCUGUCAUUUAUUUAUAUUGUGGUAUUUAUGACUACUAGACACAGCUAUGUUAUUAAUUGUUCCAUUGAUGCAACACUGUUGUAUAGCUGAAAAGAGCCCCAAGGAUUGUUAAAAGGUGUACUUUACCUGUUUGGCUCAAGAUCCCAUGAAGAAUGUUGAGGAAGGUUGAGACCGUGGAAAAACUACUUUGAUUAGUAUCUGGAUUGUGUUGUAUAAUCUUGGAUAUUACUGAUCAGAUUAGUUCUAGUUUGACUUAAAACAUGUACUGUAUAGUAAAUUUUUUAAUACAUUUUCUACAUAUUAAUAAAAUAUUCCAAUAGUCA